This is a messenger RNA of Botrytis fragariae, 14877 nucleotides long. RefSeq names its product putative denitrification regulatory protein nirq protein. Gene Ontology annotation, cellular component: preribosome, large subunit precursor; nucleus. The transcript has 3 exons. The record is from RefSeq and is a predicted model, not a curated record. NCBI's taxonomy places the organism in Eukaryota, Fungi, Ascomycota, Leotiomycetes, Helotiales, Sclerotiniaceae. Gene Ontology annotation, molecular function: ATP binding; ATP hydrolysis activity. Bases 1 to 14877 code for a protein of 4958 amino acids. Gene Ontology annotation, biological process: ribosomal large subunit assembly; rRNA processing.
AUGGAGGCCAUUCAGGAUGGAAAUAAUCCUGAUAUAACCAUGGAAAGCAACCUACAAGCAAACCUUCCAGAGGAAAUUCUGGAAAUCGUUAAUCUUCAACAAUCCCCUCACUUCCUCGAAACUCUCGCCAUAUCUGCAUUGAAGCCCAAACAAACACUCAAAUUAUUCACAUAUUUUAAUUCCUUAAUCGCGGACUCAGCUGCAAGAUGGGUUGCCAAUUCGCAUCCUGGUACCCAAAAAAAUGAAGUUAUUGAAGCAUUUUCACGAAUACUAUACCUUGCGCCGCACCUGAAUACCUUUCUCGAAAAAUAUCUCUCCGAAACUACACCUUCUAUAAAGAAUGGCCCUUCUCGCAAUAUAAUAAGCCUGGGAGAUGGUGCAAGCGUUCUGGGCAAUGGUCUAUCUGAUCUGGCGCUGCAACGAAUUCUGCUGGCAACAUGGAGACUUCUCAACUUCGACAAGCAGGCCUACUCUGGGACAGUUUCGAGCUCCGCGAUUCAAAGCCUUCUCGGACAUACUGAUUUAGCAGUUCGGUAUCUUGCGGUAAAAAUCUUCUGCCAGCUUCAAUUCGCAUCGGACGAUAGGUUGGAGGCAAUGGUCGCAAAAUUUGUUGGAAAUACAAUAGCAGUAAUGGGGGACUUCGACGGCGAAAUGGUGGACUAUGGAUUCCUUAGUAUCUUCGAAGAAAAGCGGCUGAAAAAUGCUGCUUUGGAUUUGAGCGCUGGAACAGGGAUGUUUCAAUCCCAAAAGGUAUUGCAGGAGUUUUCACCACUGGUUGUUCAAUAUUCAGAUGUGCUCUUACCUCGUCCAAAUGGCUAUCCUUCGCAGCCAUCUAAACUCAUAUCAACAACCACAACCUCGCGUAAUAGCGAAUCUUUUGCCAAGGCCCUUAUGUCUUCAUCGCCAAUCUUGCUCCACGGGUUAGCUGGUGCAGGAAAGACUUCGUUGGUCAAUGACUUUGCACGGGAACUUGGGAUGGAUUCAAGCAUGGUUACACUUCAUUUGAAUGAGCAGACUGAUGCAAAAAUGCUUAUUGGCAUGUACGCUACAGGAUCUACACCCGGAUCUUUCACCUGGAGAGCAGGAGUUCUAACCACAGCUGUUAAGGAAGGGCGUUGGGUUUUCAUCGAGGAUCUUGAUCGCGCUCCCAAUGAAGUUAUCAGCGUAAUACUGCCACUUGUUGAGAGAGGCGAGCUUCUAAUACCAAGUCGAGGUGAAACUAUCAAGGCCAAGGCAGGUUUCAAGCUUCUUGCGAGCAUUCGAACCUCUUUGAAUGUAAGUGGCGGAGAGAUUCCACCAGCAUUACACAUGCUUGGAGCACGAAUGUGGCAGCGUGUCCCUAUCCAUAUGCCAAAUCAAGACGAAUUCCGAGAAAUCAUCGAAGGUACUUACCCAAUAUUGCGCCAAUUUUUGCCUGGAAUUAUCAGCGUUUACGAGCGGCUCUACACACUCUCUAUUAAGCCUUCUUUUGCAUCCAAAACUCGAACUUCAAUAGGCCGCCCAAUAAGUCCUCGGGAUCUUCUGAAGUGGUGCAGAAGACUAGCAAGUGUUCUUACAUCAUCAGGAUCCAAGACCGGCAGCGAGCCUAUAACCGACAGCACAAAAUAUGAGAUGUUUUUAGAAGCCGCCGAUUGCUUUGCAGGAAGUCUACACUCCGAGGAAUCCCGGAGAUCGGUGGUUUCAUGCAUUGCUGAGGAAAUGCACAUUGAUCCUCAGACCAUGGAACAUUUUCUUACUGGCCACAUUCCACGUUACGAUGACGGCGAUAACGAGCUUUUGAUUGGUAGAGUGCGAUUGUCUAAGAAACGAAGUAGUCGUGUCACGAAGCCCACUAAAAAGAGCCGUCCCUUUGCGAAUACAACGCAUGCCAAAAAACUGCUUGAACAAGUCGGAGUAGCGGUCCGGAUGGCUGAGCCAGUCUUGUUGGUUGGAGAGACUGGUAUUGGUAAGACUACUGUCGUACAGCAGCUUGCAGAUUCGUUGGGUUUCAAACUUACUGCUGUGAACUUAUCACAACAAAGUGAAGUCGGUGAUUUGCUUGGAGGCUUUAAACCUGUCAAUGUCAGGAGUCUUGCAAUCCCACUCAAAGAUGAGUUUGAUGAUCUUUUUGCAUCGACAGGCAUUUCUGCCACAAAGAAUCAGAAGUACAUUGAUCAACUUGGAAAGUGCGUUGCAAAAAGUCAAUGGAGCAAGGCAUCGAAAUUGUGGCGUGAGGCUCCCAAAAUGUUUGAAAAAAUCAUUUCUGAGCUUGCCAAAAAAGAAGAAGCAAGUAUGCCUACAAACUCUGAGCAACCAACAAAGAGGCGAAAGACGGAGUCAAAACUACAGUCACUGUUGAAAUUGAAGUCUCGUUGGUCAAGGUUCUCGCAGAGCUUGGACCAAUUCGAUAUUCAGUUGUCUGCAGGCUCCAAAGGGUUUGCUUUCUCAUUCGUUGAAGGUAACAUUGUUAAAGCAGCUCGCAAUGGAGAGUGGGUACUUCUUGAUGAAGUCAAUUUGGCAUCUCCAGAUACCCUUGAGAGUAUAGCUGACCUGUUGCAUGGUGGUACUGGUUCUCCCUCAAUUCUUCUUUCUGAAACUGGUGAAAUAGAGCGGAUCCAAGCACACCCAGACUUCCGCAUAUUCGGUGCCAUGAAUCCAGCAACAGAUGUUGGAAAACGUGAUCUUCCUAUGGGACUGCGUUCUAGAUUUACUGAACUCUAUGUCGAUAGUCCGGACAAGAAUUUAGACGAUCUUUUAGCUGUCAUUAAAGCAUAUCUCAAAGGAACAAGUAGCAAUGACGAAAGGGCUGCUCAUGAUGUCGCUCGUCUUUAUAUGAAUACAAAACGUCUCGCCGAAGAGAAGCGAUUGGUUGAUGGUGCAAAUGAAGUACCGCACUUCAGUUUGCGAACACUGACUCGUGUUCUCUCCUACGUCACCGAGAUUGCUCCGUCUUAUGGCUUACGUAGGGCGCUCUACGAAGGUUUUGCGAUGGGGUUCUUGACUCUUCUUGAUCGAGAAUCCGAAAAAAUGCUUAUGCCACUUAUUGAGCACCAUUUGUUAGACAGCCAUGGCAACCCACAAGCUCUUUUGGCUCAGACGCCAAAACACCCAGAUGAUGGAAAACAAUAUGUACGAUUCAUGAACAAGAAAAGAGAUCGUCAAUAUUGGAUGCUUCAAGGUUAUGAGACCCCUCAAGAGCAACCUCACUACAUUAUCACGCCAUUUGUUGAGCGUAACAUGCUCAACUUGGUCCGUGCAACUUCAACUCGUCGCUUUCCAGUUUUAAUUCAAGGUCCAACUUCAUCCGGAAAGACUAGUAUGAUCGAGUAUCUUGCUAAGUUUAGCGGAAACAGAUUUGUGCGAAUUAACAACCACGAACAUACUGAUCUACAAGAGUACUUGGGCACUUAUGUCUCUGAUUCGGACGGAAAGCUGCGUUUUCAAGAAGGUUUGCUCGUUCAAGCUCUCCGUCAAGGCCACUGGAUUGUUCUCGAUGAACUCAAUUUGGCUCCUACCGAUGUUUUAGAAGCACUCAAUCGUCUUCUGGAUGACAACCGUGAACUUCUCAUCCCAGAAACGCAGGAAAUUGUUCGUCCACAUGAGAACUUUAUGCUCUUCGCAACACAGAAUCCUCCGGGACUUUAUGGUGGUCGUAAAACUCUAUCUCGGGCGUUCCGCAAUCGUUUCCUUGAGCUCCAUUUUGAUGACAUUCCAGAAGAUGAACUCGAUUUUAUCCUUGAGAAACGAAGUCAGAAGGUUGCGCCAUCAGAUUGCCGAAGAAUCGUCGCAGUAUACAAGGAGCUUUCACGCCUCAGGCAGUCUACACGUCUUUUCGAACAGAAGGAUAGUUUCGCUACCCUUCGUGAUCUUUUCCGAUGGGCACUACGAGAUGCUGACAAUAGGGAGCAGCUUGCCGCUAAUGGGUACAUGCUACUUGCCGAACGUGUUCGCAAUUCGGAAGAGAGGGCAGCCGUCAAGGAAAUUAUUGAGAAAGUCAUGAAGGUCAAAAUUGAUAUAGAUGAUCUUUACGGUAACAAUCUUGCAGAGAUCAAAGCCUACAAUUCAACCACGAAUUCGCAAGGUGUAGUUUGGACACAGGCAAUGCGCAGGCUUUAUGUAUUGGUUGCUCAUGCUCUUCGCAAUAAUGAGCCUGUGUUGCUUGUGGGUGAAACCGGAUGCGGUAAGACUACUGUAUGCCAGAUGCUAGCUGAAGCAUUUGGAAAGACUCUUCACAUCGUAAACGCACAUCAAAAUACAGAGACAGGAGAUCUUAUUGGAGCUCAAAGACCAGUACGAAACAGAGCCUCUGUCUUGGAGCUGCUCAAAAAAGAUCUUCUGCAGUCGUUGGAUGGGGUUGGUCAAGGUCAAUCGGAUUCUGAGGAUCUCGACUCAUUGUUGGCUACAUAUAAAUCUCUUCCAGAAACAUCCGUUUCUCAGAUACCCAUCGAUCUGUCAUCGCGAAUUAAACUCAAUCAAAUCAAGGCCAAGGCACUCUUCGAGUGGUCUGAUGGAAGUCUCGUGCAAGCUUUGAAGGAAGGUCAGUUCUUUUUACUUGACGAAAUAUCACUCGCAGACGAUUCAGUGUUGGAGAGAUUAAAUUCCGUUUUGGAGUCACAUAGAACAAUUUUGCUGGCAGAGAAGGGUGUAGAGAACUCGUUCGUCCAGGCUGCUGACGGGUUCCAAUUUUUUGCGACUAUGAACCCUGGAGGUGAUUACGGUAAGAGGGAAUUGUCACCCGCUCUUCGAAACAGAUUUACGGAAAUCUGGGUUCCAGCCUUGUCAGACCAUGCAGAUGUCAUUCAAAUUGUGGAAGCCAAGUUAAAUCCCAAGAUGAAACAAUUUUCGGAGCCCAUGGUCAAGUUUGCAGAAUGGUUUGGUGAAACAUAUCGAUCUACAUCCUCGACCUCAAUAUCUGUUCGUGAUAUCUUGGCAUGGAUCAAAUUCAUGAAUGAAUGCUCGACUACCAAUCCCCACUACGCUGUUCUUCAUGGUGCGGCUAUGGUUUAUAUUGAUACCCUUGGAGCAAAUCCAGCUGCUCUCUUGGCAAUUAAUCCGGAAACGAUUCAUGAGGAACGUGCAAAAUGCCUCCAUCAAUUGGGUGCUUUACUCAACCAUGAUGUCAAUGCCAUAUACUUUACACCAAUACAAUUUCAAGACCAGGAUAGUCACAUCUCCAUGGGCGGCUUCCAUGCUCCAAAAUUGGCUGGCUCUGACAGCGACCCAGGGUUUGCCUUCGAUGCGCCUACGACGAAACUCAACGGCAUGCGUGUACUUCGUGCCCUCCAAGUUCAAAAGCCCAUACUUAUCGAAGGUAGCCCUGGUGUUGGCAAGACGACCUUGAUUGCAGCAUUAGCACGUGCUUGCAAUAGACCGCUGACUCGUAUCAAUUUGUCAGAGCAAACUGAUCUUAUGGAUUUGUUUGGAUCAGACGUUCCUGUUGAAGGUGCCGAGGCUGGACAUUUCGCGUGGCGCGAUGCUCCAUUCCUUCAAGCAAUGCAACGAGGAGAAUGGGUACUUCUAGACGAGAUGAAUCUUGCCUCUCAAUCGGUUCUCGAAGGUUUGAAUGCUUGUCUUGAUCACCGUGGAGAGGUCUAUAUCUCAGAGUUGGACCAGACGUUCAAACGCCAUCCGAACUUCUCUGUUUUUGCCGCUCAAAAUCCUCACCACCAAGGUGGCGGCAGAAAGGGUCUCCCCAGUUCUUUUGUGAAUCGAUUUACUGUUGUCUAUGCUGAUGUGUUUAGAGAUGAUGAUAUGAAACUAAUUUGCCAGCAUAAUUUCCCUUCUAUGCCACAGGAAUUAAUCACAACCAUCAUCGAUUUUGUCACCCGACUAGAAGACGAGAUUGUACACAAGCGGAAGUUUGGCUCCCAAGGCGGUCCUUGGGAGUUUAAUUUGCGAGAUAUCCUUCGAUGGUUGCACUUGUUGACGUCGUCAGCUCCAUUCCUUGCUAAUCGAGGCCCAGCCGAUUUUUUGAAUUUAAUAUUUCGACAGCGUUUUAGAACUACCAAGGACAGAGAAGAGCUGGAUGGAGUGUUUGCGCAGGUGUUCGGCUCAGAUGUACCAUUUCGUCAAUUCUAUCAGAACAUGAGCUCGGCCGCCUAUCAGGUAGGAAUAGCACACAUGCCACGACAUGUACUCUACCAACGCACUGCAUUUCCACAAGUUGACCCUGUUAACCGCCUUCCGGAGUUGGAGUCGCUAAUCAUGUGUGUCCAACAAAAUCUACCUUGUAUUUUAGUAGGAUCAUCAGGCUCUGGAAAGUCUACACUUCUUGAGCAUGUUGCUGCUGCUAGUGGUAAAUCUCUCACGGUAUUCCCUUUGAACGCAGACAUCGAUACCAUGGAUCUAGUAGGUGGAUUUGAGCAAGUUGAUCCGCGACGAGCUGCCAGCAAAUUUUUACAAGAGCUUCUCGAGUUUAUGGAAAGUCGUAUACUUAGCACAAUUCCCCAACAGAUUCCCGAAGAUGCAAUCAAAGUUCUCGAUAUUUUGAGAAAGGAUGCCAUGAAUUCCUCUUUCUCUUUCCAGGAGAUUUCUCUCCAUCUUCGACAGCUGGAACAAGCAAGCUCGUUACCAGAAUUUGGAGCAUUGGCAGAGACGUGCGAAACUUUUUCAAGUCGCCCUAUGGCCGUCGAGAAUGCCAGGUUUGAAUGGGUAGAUGGCAUCUUGAUCAAGGCAUUGGAGCAAGGAAAAUGGUUAGUGCUUGAUAAUGCUAAUUUAUGCAGUGCUUCCGUAUUGGACAGACUUAAUUCGCUACUUGAACCGAAUGGAUUUCUUAGUAUCAAUGAACAUUGCGGACCAGAUGGAGAGCCAAAGAUUGUCAAACCACAUGCCGAUUUUAGAAUUUUCCUAACAAUGGAUCCUCGAUUUGGGGAGCUAUCGCGUGCUAUGAGAAAUCGUGCGGUUGAGAUUUUCCUGGGGCCGCUCUCAUCAGAGAACGACCCCAAUACCGGCACUCAGUUUUCUAUUCUGCCAGAAGCCACACUUCAGAGAUAUCGCCAAGUGUCAAAAGUUCUAGACCUUCAAUGUUCAGAUCUUAGCCAGGCAGAUCUUAUCAAUCGUAUCGCACUCGAUAACUUGGCUUGGUCCGAUUUACCUCUUCUUACAAGAUAUGCUGAAAGCGUGGCCCGAAGUCUUGAGCAACAGGGGAUACCUACCACAAGAUUGUCGACAAUAUCUCGACAAUAUAUGCAGUUAUACCAGUCCGAAGACAGCCGCGAUUUGAGAAAUGCCGUGGGAGAGUUAUUGAAUAAAGUUGCGAAGAAGACCUUGUUACCCGCAGGCUUCAGUGACGCACAGAUCAUCCAUCCUCUCCAAAACUCGCCAUUGGUGCCAUUACUGCAAUUCGCUUCCAAUGAAUCUCAGGUUUAUUGGAUUGCAGCAUGCCUGGAGUAUAAACUUCAAAUUGCAGCUGCAUUAGAGGCCCAUCAAGAACAGGAAUCUGUCAUUGAAACCCUUAAGCCUUCCCAAAUGAACCGCCUCCAACGAUCUAUGGUUAGUGACAGAGUAGCUUCAGUAGCAAAGGACUCCACCUUACGAGUCUCCCACUUUUUGAUGCAUACACUUGGAUCCAUUAAUUCUUAUUUGAAUGUUCACGUUACGGCAAAUGAUAGUUGCAAGUUCCGAAAGCAAAUUAUCACUUCUCUAAUUCGCUAUUGGUGGAGUACCUUCAAUCUUGUCACUGCGUCAACGUUCGAAGAAGCGACAUUCCAGUCCCAUUUGGCAAUCGGAAAUACAGUCAUGGAGGAACUUAUCAAGAAUAACCCUCUGGUUGAUGAGCAGAACUCGCUAAUCACAACCUUUGUCUCGAACUUACAAACAAGUUUCGCUUCCGGAUUCAAGUUGACGACGGGACUAAGCAUGGAGUUGCUCUGGAAGCAACUCCGGCCUAUCGUUCCCACCAAAUUCGAAGUCAUGCAAACCAUGGAUCAGAUGGAGAAACUGGCUGUGAGGUUUGAUGCUCUGCGAUGGAAAGCUUCAAUCUCAGUCGCUGAGCUUGGAGGUAUCAUGACUUCCCUCGUGAAAGCACAUCAACUUCUCUUGUCCUCGGAUGUGGAUGGAGCUGCUCUCAUUCAAACUUUGACAUCGGAGAUUGAAACCCUCGAGAAGACUGUUGACUCUGAGGAGGAUAGUCCGCGCCCGUUCUUACAUGACCAAUUCGAAGCUCUGAGACAAUUUCAAGUUCUUGCAGCUCUGGCAUUAAAUCAUCAAACUGGUGAUAUGGUAGACAUCGAAACCGUUGUUCUUGCCGAUCAUCCAAUCACGUCACAAAUGCGUCUGAAUACAUCAAGCACAACUUCAUGGCUGCUACAGAAUAUCGACUAUUUAUGGUCUGGUGAUCAUGGCCUUCAGCCUAUUGCAAACAGCUUUUCAACAGAUUUCUUGCAUCAAAUGAACAUCAUCAGCGAAGUUGACCUCAAGUCACUGAGGUUGCUUGAGUCUGAGCUGCCUGUCAUGGCAGAAAAGCUUGCAAAGUCUAGUGGAAUAAUAUCCAGCAGCCAACUGGUGGCUAUCAAUCAAGUCCUUUCUCAUCUCACGUCGACAAUUAUCGGCGCACACGGUGAGCAAAUCACAAAUGAUUAUCUGAACAGAAAAGAAAUUCUUGCUUCACAGGAUGUUACUGAAACCUGGCACAAAAUCACUCUAGAAAACCUUUAUGAAGCGAUUUCCGCUCAUCAAGCAAAACAUUUCAAUGACCAGUCAUUAAUUAAUACAGAUACCAAUUCCGAUAUUGAAAUGGCAAUUUUCGCCAUGGAAGCUGCGAUUAAGUCGCCUAGAGAUAAUAUGCAGUAUUCGGCUUUAGCGUGGGUCCAUUUUGCUGUGGGCUGCAUUUCCCUUUACGUCCCCGAUCGAGCAUUUGAUCCCGACAAGAGACAGCGACUUGAGCAACAGAGGCACGAAGAAGUAAUCCGGGAGUUGCAAGAUAAGCUCGAUGCCCUUCAAAAAUUCGAGCGUCUCUUCUCUGGCCAAGAAUCGAAUCUCCGCUGCCAACUUCUUGAAGCAGAUAUAGUAGAAAUUGGUGCCCCUCCAGAAGCAUCAGAGCAAGUUUAUCGGCCAGCAGUUUCCGAGUUGGACAAGCUUCAGGGUGAAUUCAAGAACCUCUUGAAAGUUGUUCUACCCUCGCCUGCUAUUGCAUCAAAAAUCUAUCAAUAUUUGAUAAAUGACGAUCAAGAUGUCUUGAACGAAAUCAAACUUAUUCAGAACAACGUCCUUCAAAUUAUACGUCGUCUUUCGGAACGCUUUCAUUCAUAUAGCGAUCUUACCACACCUGUGAUAAAUAUUCUUCGCUGUCUCCAAAUAGGAUUGUACAUGGCGGCACUCGUAUCAAAGGAUCCAUCAAAUAAUAGCAAGGCAGCUUUGGCUCUAAGUAAAGCAACGCCAUUUUUAGGGGGCACUCCUAGGUCUAUCGAUGAAGAGAUUGUAUCUGGUCAGCCAUUAGAAUACUUGACAUUGAUGGCUACUACUACGACAAUUGAGAGUGUUGAUUCCAUAGAUUCACAAACCCGUGAAGCACUCUUUACGUCUAUUCAUUCAUGUUACGAGCAAUGGACCAAGAAGCUUGACGCCGAUAGACUUGAAGGGGAAACGAGGUCGGGCUUGUACAGAUUCCGCGGAAGUGCUGAAGACGAAGACGAGAUCGACCAAGAACAAUUUAAUGAGCUUUUCCCCUCAUAUGAUGAAGAGAAUCCAAGCGCGUCAAGUGCCAUACCACAGCAACAAAAUGUCAGAGAUAUUGCUGUCUCUUUAGCUCGUGUACACGGCGAUAUUUUCUUGGGUGGACCAUUACCAUCUGAAAGUAUCAUGUCUUUAAUCAAGCACAUUUCUGCCCAUAUGGGCAAACUCCAUGGAAGUGACUCCGGAUUUGGGGAUCAGAACAGGAUCAAAUCUCUCCUUCCAGGCUCGCUAUUACUACUAAGUGAUAAGAUUGACGCUUUGAGUUCUUCCGCCACGGUCCCGGAAAAUUAUAAUUUCUACACCGACGCAAAUCUGCCGGAGACUCGCAAGUUAGUCAGUUUGAUUCAUCAAGUGCAAACAAGAUUCAGAGAACUCCAAGCUGUGGACGAGAUUGCGCACAUGCAACCCCUUGAAGAUGUCAUGAUCUCAUGUAAAGAAUUGCUUCAAUUCCGUCACACGGAGCCACUUGCGAAGAUCAUAACCAAGGUAGAGAAAGUUCAUGGCUUCAUGCACGAAUGGCAAUUUGGUGGAUGGGCAAGUCGUGCAAAUUCUGCACUCCCUCUAUACGACAAUUUGACUGCUACGAUAGUAAACUGGCGUCGUCUCGAAUUAUCAACAUGGGCCAAAUUGUUUGACAUGGAAAACAAACAGUGCGACGACGAUGCAAGAUCCUGGUGGUUCGUCGCAUAUCAGACAAUUGUUGCCGGUCCACUCACAAUAUGUGAGUCUGUUGAAGAACUCAAAGCAUAUGCCCAAAAGCUCCUACAAGAUCUUGGGACCUAUUUUUCAACAGCUAUAAUGGGCCAAUAUGUGCAACGUCUUAAGUUGUUGAAGCAACUAGAGAAACACGUUGAUCUUCUUGUAUUGGACUAUCCAAACCUGUUUAUCAUUGCGAGCGCUCUGGCCAAUUUCAUCGCUCUUUAUUCGAGGUACGAAAAGUCAGUAGAGGAUAGCUUGAAGAGGGGUCGAGUAUCGCUAGAGAAAGCCAUGCGCGAUGUGCUACUUCUUGCAAGCUGGAAAGACACAAAUAUUGUUGCCUUACGCGACAGUGCCAAGAGAUCUCAUCAUAAGCUUUUCAAAAUUGUUCGAAAGUAUCGAGCACUACUUGGCCAAUCUAUGGACUCACUUAUCAAACAAGGACUCCCUGAUGAAGUCGCUGCCAAUGAAGCCGGCAUAGGCUACCUCUCCCCAACACAAUUUCCAACCGUCGACCAAUCUGCCCUCGCAUUAUGCGCUUCCACAGUUCCUAGUUGGACACAAAAACCCAAGAGAUUUGUCAAUGUAUCUAACACCGUCAGUAUGAUGGUAGAUAAAAGUCAAUUGCUUGCGUCUUCGGUGGACGGAUCAAGCUAUCUUGAGUCAUUCCUGGAGAAUAUCAUCACGUCAACAUCGGAGUUACAAAAAGCCACUCCGUCGGUCCUUACGGAAGACAACAAAGAUACUGUCAAACAUCUUAAAUCUCAAAAGCGCAAACUCUUCGCAGAUACAUUGAAAGACCUUCGUCAAAUGGGAAUCAAAUAUAACUUGGGUGCCAACGCACUUGCCAAGCAAGACUCACUGUCUCUCGUUCUGGCAAACACGAAUUAUAUCUCUCCAAACGGCUCUCAAGAUCUAGAGUACUACUUUCACAAGACAGUGGAGCUUGCUCCAAGAGCAAGAGAGGCAUCAAGACAACAUUCUGACGAUCUAAGUGGCGCAGAGGUAGCUAGAAGUACUGGAUUCUUGGAAGGCUUGUUGCAAGCUCUCUUGGACCAACGCAACAGUCUCUCAAAUGCAAUGGCAAACAUGACGGUCUUGCGAAAUGUCAUUAAAAUGGCGAAGGGACUUUGGGCUCCGGAAAUAUAUGAGCUCAAGACAACUAGUACAAUCUCUAACCACGAGAAUGUUCUGCAGUGGUUGCCAAACAUCCUGAGUGUUGGACUGGAGCUUGUUAACACGCAUGCAAAACUUGGAAAGAUUGAUGCUAAACCAGUUGUGGAAAGCUUGUCCUCGUGGAAAGAUAUAUUCGUUGAUCUUCGGACCAGAUGGUCUUCGUCAUCUGUUCUACCAUCUGGCAUUGUGUCAACUCAACGCUUAGAACUCGAAAUGGCUAUCAAUGAUGCCACUGAGCAGCUAAAAAUUGAUUUGGGAAAUCUUAUCGAGCAACGUCCAGACCUAGGGUUCAUCCUUGAUCAAAUCUUACCUUGGACUGCCAUCAACUCAUCAUCGGCCACAGCUAUUUCUACCAAGACUCUCCUGGAAGAUCUCGACCAGAAGCUUUCCACUGUUUGCAACACAAUCUUAGCCGCCGUGGAGAAAUAUCACAAAUCCAUUGGCGAUCUGCCGACGUCAACUGAAGAUCAAGGUUGGCUCAUCAAGAGCGAUACUACACUCUUAAAUAGCAUCAAAGCUCUCCACUGUGACAAUGUUGCUGAGCAAAUUAAGCAAUCCUUUGCUAUCCUUCAAUGUCUCAAUCUUGCAGAUGACAAUGUUAGUCGAAGCGCUGGUGCGAUAUUUGCAGUUGCCCUUCCAAUCAUCCAACAAUACUAUAGCACAUUGGAAGAAAGCAUUGCUCGAUACGCUACGUUACAUCGUUCAACAUGCAAAACUUCAUACAUUCUUGCCAAGACUUUUACACAAAUUGCAUCACAAGGUUUCUGUACACCAUCAGAGAAACAGGAUGCACAAGAUGGCAAGACCGAGAAAUUAGAAGGGGGAACUGGACUUGGCGAUGGAGAAGGUGCUGAGGAUAUAAGCAAAGAUAUUGGAGAAGAUGAAGAUCUUGAUGAGUUGGCUCAGGAACCAAACAAGGAAGAGAGAGGAGAAAUUGAAGAUGAACAAGAUGCGGUUGAUAUGGCUGAUGGCGAGAUGGAAGGUCAAAUGGGAGAGGCUGAGGAGAAAGAAGAUGAGGAAGGCUCAGGAGAUGAAGAAAAAGAUGGUGAUGAGAUGGACGAAGAAGCUGGAGAUGUGGAUGAUUUAGACCCUAAUGCAGUGGAUGAGAAGAUGUGGGAUGGUGAUAAUGAGCAAGCUGAGAAAGAUCAAGAAGGGGAUGAAUCAAAAGGAAAGACUUCCAAAGACGAGCAAGUCGCGGCUCAAGAAAACAACAAAGAAUCUGGAGAGGGUGAUGAGGGUAAUGAUGGGGAAGAAGAGGAGGAGGAGAUGGCAGGAGCUGAGCAAAGUGAGGAGGUUCAGCAACAAGAUGAUGUAGAAAAGCAUGACCCACAUGCCGAUGAAGGGGAUGCUUUGGAUUUACCUGACGAUAUGCAAUUGGAUGGAGAAGAGAAAGAGGGGAGCGAUGGUAGUGAUGAUGGGAUGGAUGAUGGGAUGGAUGAUCUUCCGGAUAUGGAAGACGAGGCCAAAGAAACAGAUGAAGUCGCAAAUGAUGGAAAAGAAGAAGCGGAUGCCGAGAAUGCCGAUGGCCAGGAAGAUCAAGAUAUGGGCGAUGAGAUGGAUAUUAUUGAUUUGGAUGAAGAAAAAGAUGCAGAAGGGGAGAAGACAGAGGAGGCCGGCGAGAAAGCUGAUGAAGAGCCAGAAGAAGAACAACAACAACCGGAAGAUCAAGAAGGUUUGUUGCGUGAUCGCGAGGAUGAAGCAACAGCCGAUACCGAGAACGCUGUCCCAAGUGAUGUUCAAGGUGUUGGCGAGGAUCAGGACGACAAUGAAGCCGAUAAAAAUGCCGACUCCAACAGCAAGGCUCAAAGAGAUGAUGGUGGUCAAGGUGGCGAUUCAUCUGAGAACAAACAAUCAGCUGCCGAAGAUGGUGAAAAGGGUCGACAAGCUGCAGGUGAUGCGCCACAGAACACUCAAGAUGACACUGAAGAUAGCCCUACUGCCCAACCAUUCAAGAAGCUUGGAGAUGCUCUCGAGAAAUGGCAUCGUCAACAAUCCCAAAUUAGAGAGCCUACUGAGCAACAAGACCAAGCUCAAGAUCAGAACAUUGAUAUGGGAACAGAAAGCAAUGAGUUUCAACAUUUGCAAGACGAAGACGCUGAAGCGGACACUCAAGCCUUAGGCACUGCUACAGAAGAACAAGCUCAUGCUCUUGAUGAAUCCAUGGCUGUCGAUCCGGAAACUCAAGACAUGCCAGAGAUCUUCCAGCCAGAUGAAGUUGAUAAAGAUGACAUUGACGAAGAUGUUAUGGAUCUCGAAGAUGAUACUCUAGAAGCAAAGGAACCAUCCAACGCAUAUGAAGGUCGAGCAGGUGCUUCUAUCCAUCAAGCCAAUAACAAUAUGGAUGACAAUAUGGACGACAACACUCACGCUCAAGCCAACGAGGAUAUGGAUGAAGAUAUCGAAGAAGUUGACACACAACUCGACAACACUCAUCUUGAUCCUAGUACCACUAUUUCUGUUCGAUCUGCAACCGAAGCUCGCGCUCAAUGGACUCAUUACGAAUCCAUCACACGUCCACUUUCCCUGUCCUUGACUGAGCAACUCCGAUUAAUCCUCGCUCCUACACUGGCAACCAAAAUGCGAGGUGAUUUCCGUACUGGUAAACGCCUUAACAUCAAACGAAUCAUUCCUUACAUUGCCUCUUCGUUUAAGCGCGAUAAGAUUUGGAUGCGUCGCAGUAUCCCUUCCAAACGUUCUUACCAAAUCAUGCUCGCUGUCGACGACUCCAAAUCCAUGGGAGAAUCCGGCUCCGGAAGUCUCGCAAUGGAGACAUUAGUCAUGAUCUCAAGAUCUCUCGCUAUGCUUGAGGUUGGUGAGAUAUGUGUCGUUGGAUUUGGAGAGAACGUUAAGGUAGCACAUGAAUUCGAUGUGCCCUUUAGCUCUGAGGCUGGACCUGUUAUCUUUGAGAAUUUUGGCUUCGAGCAAUCGCGAACAGAUAUCACAAGACUCAUUCGCGAGAGUGUCAAUUUGUUCCGUACCGCGAGGCAAAAGGCAUCAUCAUCUCCUGCGGAUCUUUGGCAAAUAUCUUUGAUCAUCUCAGAUGGUGUUUGUAGUUCUUCCGAACACGAUAAUAUCAGACGAUUAUUGAGAGAAGCGGAGGAGGAAAGAAUACUGAUGGUAUUUGUGAUUGUGGAUGAUGUGAGAACUAAGAAGAAGGGAGAAAGUGUGUUGGAUCUUAAGGAAGCUAAGUUUGUGAACAAUGAGAUGACAGGAAGAAGUGAAGUGAAGAUUGAGAGAUAUCUGGAUACUUUCCCAUUUAGAUAUUAUGUUGUAGUCGGAGAUGUAGGAGAAUUGCCAGGUGUGUUGGCGGGAGUAUUGAGACAGUGGUUUGGGGAGGUUGUUGGCAGUGGCUGA